Triticum urartu is the source of this 1336-nucleotide messenger RNA. The record is from RefSeq and is a predicted model, not a curated record. NCBI's taxonomy places the organism in Eukaryota, Viridiplantae, Streptophyta, Magnoliopsida, Poales, Poaceae.
AUAAAAGUAUUGAACUGAUUUCCCACAGGCAAAUGGCAAAGAGCCAAGUACGUUGGAGUUUCCCUAGUUGGAAAGACUCUUGCCAUCAUGGGCUUUGGAAAGGUUGGCUCAGAGGUGGCAAGGCGAGCGAAAGGGCUAGGGAUGCAUGUGAUUGCCCAUGACCCCUAUGCCCCGGCCGAUAAGGCCCGUGCCAUUGGAGCAGAGCUGGUGUCCUUCGAGGAGGCCAUCGCCAAGGCAGACUUCAUCUCCCUCCACAUGCCGCUCACCCCGGCGACAUCCAAGGUCUUCAACGACGAAUCCUUCGGGAAGAUGAAGACCGGCGUGCGGAUCGUCAAUGUGGCCAGGGGCGGAGUGAUCGAUGAGGAUGCUCUGGUCAGGGCACUGGACUCCAGCAAAGUUGCUCAGGCAGCUCUUGAUGUCUUCACUGUGGAGUCCCCGGCGAAGGACAGCAAGCUGGUUCUUCAUGAGAAUGUCACUGUCACGCCCCAUCUUGGAGCAAGCACAGUGGAGGCGCAGGAAGGCGUCGCCAUCGAAAUUGCUGAAGCCGUCGGUGGCGCACUGAGAGGUGAGCUCGCAGCGACCGCCGUGAAUGCUCCCAUGGUCCCAGCUGAGGUCAUGUCAGAGCUAGCUCCGUAUGUUUCCUUGGCGGAGAAGCUGGGGAGGCUGGCAGUGCAGCUCGUCGCCGGGGAGAGCGGCAUCAAGGGCGUCAAGGUGGUGUACACCUCAGCCAGGGACCCCGACGACCUCGACACGAGGCUCCUCCGGGCGAUGGUCACCAAGGGCAUCGUGGAGCCCGUGUCCAGCACCUUCGUCAACCUCGUGAACGCGGACUACACGGCGAAGCAGCGCGGCCUGCGCAUCGCCGAGGAGCGGGUCUCCCACGACAACGCCGCCGCCGAGGCGCCGCUGGAGUCCAUCCAGGUGCGCCUUUCGCACGUGCAGUCCAGGUUCGCCGGGGCGAUCAGCGACGGCGGGGACAUCGUCGUGGUCGGCAGGGUCAAGUACGGCGUGCCCCACCUGACCGUCGUUGGGCCCUACGAGGUCGACGUCAGCCUGGAGGGGAACCUGAUCCUGUGCCGGCAGGUCGACCAGCCCAGGAUGAUCGGCAAGGUCGGGAACAUCCUCGCGGAGAGGAACGUGAACGUCAGCUUCAUGAGCGUCGGCCGCACCUCCCGUGGCAAGCAGGCGAUCAUGGCCAUCGGCGUGGACGAGGAGCCGGACAAGAAGACGCUCGAGAAGAUUGGGGCCAUCCCGGCCGUCGAGGAGUUUGUGUUCCUCGAGCUAUGAUGGACGGGGGGCGCUCGCUCCACUCCUCGCUAGAAUAAAUGGCAUCGCA